AUGAUAAUUGAUCAAGGUGACAAAGAAGUUCAAAACACAUCAUUGAACAAAUAUGCUUUGGCUUGUGCCCUUGUUGCUUCAAUGGUUUCCAUUGUCUCUGGCUAUGAUACCGGUGUUAUGAGUGGAGCAAUGAUUUUCAUAAAAGAGGAUUUGGGAAUCAGUGACACACAACAAGAAAUUCUAGCAGGAAUCUUAAAUACGUAUCAUGUUCUGUCUAGCAGAUUCUAUGACUUGGCAGGCCUGCCAAGUGGAAUUCUGAAGAAAGGGAGGGAGGUUCUCCUCACAGGCUGCUACCUCCGAACUACCGCAGAAAGUUCUGGUCAUCCACGUCUUUUGCCAACAGAGUAUCUCGUGAUUCUAUUAGACGAGAAUCAGGAUGAUGAUGCAAUGCUGCUAGGAGCUCAGUUUUGUUCAGACUCCUUCUCUUCAAUUUCGCUGGAGGCAGUAAACAAUGGGGCUUCUUAUUCACUUUAUGCCAGGAUUGAAAAUAUUGAAUCUGCGGAAAUUCGAGGGAAUUUUGGGACCUCGCAAAGAAAACAAAUUACUCUUGUUGAUGGUGAUGGUGUUGCAUUAAAUUUCUUCUUAUGGAGCGAGCAGGUUCUCCUUGCCAAUCUUUUCAGAGUAGGAUGCAUGCUUGCCCUGGACAAACCUUACGUUGCCAGUUCUGCAGAGUGUGGUAUUCAAACAAACGAGGAAUUUUGCCUUGAAUAUGGAAGUGCAACACAAUUAUAUUUGGUGCCUUAUAUUCAGCAUGAAGAACAGCUGGAAGAACUUCUGAUGUCAAUUGGAAGAGCAAUUUUGAAAGAUCCAAAAAUAUUACUUCUUGAUGAAGCUACAAGUGCCCUUGAUGCCGAGUGUGCAUGUAUUGAUACUAACUUGUGCAUUUGUAUGUUCUUUUUAAACCUUGGUGAUUUCCUUGUGCAGAAACUAGGGGAAGGUGUGAAAGGGGUGUAUAUCUCGAUAGACGUGGAUUGUCUUGAUCCUGCAUUUGCUCCGGGAGUGUCUCAUAUUGAACCGGGAGGUCUUUCUUUCCGCGAUAUUUCAUAUCUAAAGAAAAUCAACAAAGGCUCCAACAUUGUGAUCUUGGACUCGUACUCAGACUCAGCAAAGAUAGUUGCAAGAACGCUAACGAGGCUUGGAUUUAAGAACUCAUGGACCGUUGGUGAUGGAUUUUCUGGAGGCAAAGGGUGGUUACAGAGUAGAUUAGGUGUUAAAAGUUUUGGAACAACCAGCAGGCAAUCUAGUCAGAAACUUCUUCCAGGAGCUGACUGA
This is a messenger RNA of Vicia faba (fava bean), 1272 nucleotides long. The record is from the annotation of a GenBank genome assembly. NCBI's taxonomy places the organism in Eukaryota, Viridiplantae, Streptophyta, Magnoliopsida, Fabales, Fabaceae.